AUGGCUGGACAGAGAUGGCUAAUUGAGCUCCAGGCUGUAGAUUCUCAUACAUUGCUCAGCUUGGUUAGCCUGAUCUACUCAGGUCAUUUUAAUGGAAAUCAAGAGCAGGUCUUCUCAGCAGCACAAUCACUGGGAAUUGAGUUUCCUCAGCAGCACCAAAAAGAAAGACAAGCUGGCAAUAAAGGGCAAAGACAAUACAGAGAGGAUGCUGAAUACACCAAGGUGGAUGUUCGAGAGGGUGAUGAAGGAAUGGCAAAGAGAAUGCAAACAGGCAGUGUAAAAGAAAUGAGAGAAAGUGGCACACAGACCGAGGAUGGGACACAAACAAAUGAAAGAGAGACACCAACAGAAAUGGAAUGUGUCGACACUCAGAACUUUCAGACUAUUCCAGUGUAUUUGAUUGAUCAGUCAACACACUUUGUAAAUCAAGAGCCUUUCAUUUAUACCAAUGCCCAAGAUGCCACACUGGAAAUACAGACAAUCACUGGCCAUCCAGAGAAGAUACCUGCUACCUACGAUAUCUUAGCCAUGGCCCCUGAGACGAGGGUCUGUCACACAGUGAGCGAGUCUGCUUUCCAAAUCAAUAUGUAUUCCUCAGACUACCAAGCUUGUACCCCUGUUCCCUCCAACCCUCCACCCACUUGCAGCACCUCUGUGGACUUACUAGAAAUAGGGGGCUUGCCAGCCAGUGCAAUUAUGGAAUUUGAGCAGAUUGAAGGCAACACCACAGGUGUUAAUAACAAUUUUCUGCACUCUUCUCACAGAGGGAAAAAGGAGCAAGGUUGUUUAAGUAGAGGUGCUAAAGAGUUCAAGAAAAGCAGAGCAAGGUCAAGAGGUGGUGGGAGGGUAACAGAAGUGGGAGGGAGAGGAUGCAAAAGGCAAAACCACAUGGAAAGAUGGGGGUGGGUGGCAGGAUUGGCAUGGAUGGGGCAGGGUGGGGGUAGAGUUGGCAGAAAGAUGGACACCAGAACCACAGUGAAGCAAAGAAUGAAAGUGUUCCAGAGGCGGCGAGGUAGAGGGGCGUUGGUGAAGGGAGGAGAGACAAGAGGCUGGACAGGCAUACAUGCAAGCAAUGAGGGAAAGGAUGACCCUAGUCGUCCACGCAGGCCAAGAGGUCGUCCUCGUUUACGCCCUCUUCCUUCUGCAUCUCGUAGUUUGUAUGAUCAGAAUCUGGUUCAGUCUCCAGACCUCACUCUGUUACAUACCGUGCCAUUUCUGCCAGCUUCUCAGGUGGAGCCCACUCCACACAUAGACUCGUUUCUGGAUGACAUUAUGGCAGGACUCCACUCUCUUCCUCUCGUCCCUGCAGAAAAUCAACACGGCUUUAUGAGCUCCACAAAUUCCAAUGUUCAAUCUGUUUCGAACAUCGCAUAUUCAGUUCAGUCUCAUUCUAAUUCUGCUGAACCUUCAGAAGUCAGACCUCCUGAAGGUGAGUUGGGAGAUAUCCUGGAUCAUUUUCUGAGGACGUUUGAGCAACAUGUUGGUGGAUGUAGUUUGGAUAUGGGAACGGAGACCUCACAGGAGCAGUCAGAAGAUUUGAGUUUGAUUAAAAAAGUGAAUGGCAUUCAGCUUGAUAAAGAAAGUGAAGACUCACACCCAAGCACAAUUCCAUGUAACAACAGUUUUAAAACAUGCACUCAGCUAGAACCUCCCCAGUCAUCCUCAAAUCACCAACAGAUUCUACAUGCAGAUAUUUCGCAGACCUCCAUUACACUAACACCCAGCAAUCAAAUGCAGUAUGGGUCUAGUUCUGUAAAUCCAACUGUACCAGAACAAACACAGUCUUCAGGAUUAGAGCAGCAGGUUUCAUCUUGCCCCAGUCAGGGUUUAGAACUUGAGAAACCAUCCGAAGAUCAGAACAUCAAGAAAGAACAUCAAUUCCGAAUGAUGACCAGAAGUCAAAGCCUGAAGAGAAAACUUGACACAGAUUUAAAUAUCUCUAAGGUUUUGAAUGAGAAAGAGUGCAGCAACAAUACAUCAGACCUCACAGAAAAGAAAAGCCCAAGGAUGGUGUGCCUUUGUUGUAAAGCUAAACCAUGCAAGAGCAAAGAGAGAGUGAGUGAUCCUAGCAUGGACAAAAACAAAGAAAGGCAAAGAGAAAUGCAUUCAACAAGGAACAGUCUUAGAAAGAGGAGUCAUAGGGAAGUUAGAUCUGAACCAAAACCCGACAAGAGGACAAAGAGUCUAGGAAGUGGAAGAGAUGGAGUAAAUGGUGAUGGCAAUAAAAGGAUUAUUGAAGAUAGAAGACAUGGGUUUAAUAGUAGGAUUUUUGAAGAAAAAUACAAAGGAAAGAGUUGUAAUGAGAGUCUGAAAGAAAUAGGCUUCAAGAGUUUAAAUUGUGGUAAGAGGACAGGAAGACUUGAGGAUGAUGUACAGGUGGGAUGUAUCACAGCUGUGCCCCAGACUGGGCAGUUACCCAUAAAGAACACCAUAGAAAAAACCUAUGGUGAGUUAGCCACUUCAGCAUUGAAAAAAAUGGAAAUUCUCCUACAAAUCCAGAAUGAGAACGAAACAAAGCAGAAAAGAGAUAAAAAACAAAUAAAAAAACAUGUGAAAAAAAUGGCUAAUAGACCAAUCCUGGAACUAGGACCUGAAAAGCGGAACAUACCCUUCCAGUUGGAUCAGCCUUUAAAUUCAGCCAGAGAGGAAGUAGACAUCAAUGGCAGAUCUUCCCUCUGUACUUCAGAAUCAUCACAAAACACAAUAGACUCAUGCCUGAGUGAGCUUGUUUCACCCCAGAAUGCACUUUCACCCUGCAGUGAACUUCUUGCAUCCUCUUCCAAAAACUUGACGCUCAAAAUGACUGAUUUAACUCUGCUCCCAGGGGCAACACCUCAGCCCACACCAGCAGCACAAGUCUCAGACUCACUCCCUGAUCUUUUGACCUCACGUACAGAAGAAAUGCUCCAAGCUUCUGAAAGUUCAGACGGGGAUGAACUGGAUGUGCUGGCUGUGUCCAGCCCAAUGUCUGAGCUGGCGUCAAGGUCAGCUGUAAUCUGGGAGGCUGGGCUUAGCACAGAGGAGGAGGAGGAUGUUGAGAUUGAUAUAGUUGGAGUGGAAUUUAAUUAAUCAUUUACUUCUCUGUUACACACCAUAAAUCUGCAGUGGUCAAUUUUUUGAAGUUACCAGGAGAAUGUAAGUCCGUCUUUCCCUGCAUGUUAAUCUGAAUCAUCACUUCUAAGUUUGAAUGUUCCACAUCUCAUCGUGUCAUCAAGUUUGUUUGGUUUUUGUAGUCUGGUGUGCUAAAUAACUCUCUUUAUUUCAUCUUGUUUGUUUUUAAGACCGUAUUAACAAACACAGAAUCGACUAAGUUAAAGAUGCACAUGGUUUGCUUCAAUUUUGGACAUAGUAAGAAAAGUAAAAGAAUGUUUUAGUUUAACAUUGAUUUUAGUCGGUUUUGAACUAAUUUCAAAAAGUCAAAAGUUUACACAUACUUGUAAGGGGCAAUUAUUCCAUUCUUUUUGGUGACAAACUAAAUGAAACACUUCUAUAUUCUAACAUCAUUUUACAAGAAGAUUUUUUUUCAGCAUUGUGGAUUAAUUUUAAAUAAUUCCUUUGGACAGGCCUUGCAUGCACUACUACAGCAAAUCAUGCACUGUUUUUUAAAAGUUUUACAUUUAAGUUCUAAUUUAAUUUGGCUUCAUUAAAAAUGUAACAUUUAAAGCAACUUAUUGGUUUGGUGGUGAAUAAAGGUAAUAAUUUUAUUUAACUGUGCGUAUAAAUGCAUGUAGUUUGACUGCACCUGUUACAACGUACAUAAAACAGUGAUUUAUUUGCCAAACAGAAAGUAAAUUAGUGUGAAUGGUCAGAUCCAAGAACCACCAAAAACAGCUCUGCCAUAAAUUAUUAAAUUAUUGGAACAUAGGUGACACCAACAGUCAAGCAGGCUUUAUAAAAAUGGUGCCACACAAGAAAGAAGACUAGAUAUUCCAAUCACUCAGUCACAGGGAAAUAAGUUGCAUAAAUCAUAAAAACAGAACUGACUUGCCAUGCAUGCUCCUUACAAAUGUAUGUAAACUUCUGACUUAACUGUAUGUGUCUGUUGCAUGUCUGUUGAUGUGCCUCUUAAUGUAAAAAUGUUUAACAGUUAUUACCUCAUCAUUUGAUUUGGUUGUGUUUAAGAUUAAAAUAAUAUUUUGUAAUUUCA
Molecule: messenger RNA, 4147 nt
Organism: Trichomycterus rosablanca
Lineage: Eukaryota; Metazoa; Chordata; Actinopteri; Siluriformes; Trichomycteridae
Exons: 4
Coding region: 1-3069 (1022 amino acids)
Source: RefSeq, a predicted model, not a curated record